AUGUCGCAGGAGACUUACGACGCCCCAGGAACUUCCUCAUCUAUCGAUCCUUUUAAGUUGGUCUUCCAUGUCGACAUCUUUAUACUCGCAGCUGCUGGAGUAUUCGCUCUCGCAUCAUUUCCAAGAGCUAUCGCUCGUUUUUCCCGUGCUGCAGAAUGGCGGCAAGGCCACAUUCUUAGAUCUGUGAAUUUAGAGCAAAGGAGGCCUCGAAGACCUGCGAUGCGUACUGUACAAUCGUUGAACGAGCAACAGGGUAGUAGUGAAGGGCCCGCGGACAUGACCACUGAGGAAUCACAUACCUACUUCUCGCACAGUCAUCUGGUCCGACAUCCGCAAGCGAAGCCAGCAGGCUGGUCACUUCCUCCUCAUGUCCGGGCGUGGUCUUCUAUUGUCCCCCCUGUCGCUUCCCUGUUACGAUAUAGAAUUGAAGCUGGGCUAUCCCUCGGCCAAGUGCUGAUAUUGACGAUAUACUUCUCAGUCCUCAUUUAUGCUACAUUCCUCGACUCUAACCCCUUUGAUGAUCCUUAUAGAAGUGGAUUUGUGGCCAUGUCCCAGAUUCCUGUCGUGUAUAUUUUGGCAACCAAGAAUAAUUUAUUGGGCAUGUUUAUUGGUGUGGGAUAUGAGAAGUUGAAUUAUAUCCAUCGUUUUUCGGGGAAAAUGUUGUUGCUUGCAUCAAAUAUACACGCGGUGGGCUAUUUCUAUCAGUGGUCUUAUCAAGGAACUUUCAAGAAGUGGAUAAGUUAUCCUAGCAAUUCGUGGGGUCUUGCGGCCCUCAUUUGCCUCGAUAUUCUGUACUUUUUUUCAACGUCAUUCUGGCGUCAGAAAGCAUACAACAUAUUUUUCGCCUCUCAUGCCUUGGGAUUUGUGGUCUUUCUUCCUGCAGUCUACUACCAUCAACCUACUAUGCUACCCUAUAUAUUAACUGCCGCUGGUGCUUACGGCUUCGACCACCUCCUUAGGCUUCUGAAGACACGUCUAUGUAAUGCAAGAAUCCGGCCUAUUCCUGACAUGGUCACAACUCGCGUGGAAAUCCCAGAAUUGAACGCAGGAUGGCGUGCGGGUCAACACGUCCGAUUGCGCAUCAUCUCCUCAGGCAUGGGCUGGUGGGGUUGGGCCGAAACGCAUCCCUUCACCAUUGCAGGUGUGAGCAAAACGCAGGAGGGUCUUGUGUUGUUCUGCAAGAAGACGGGCGGUUGGACGAGCAAGUUGUAUGAGAUGGCAAAGAUAGCUGGAUAUGGCGAACGCGGGUUUGGUUCAGGUCGUAAUGUUAAGGUUAUGAUAGAGGGCCCUUAUGGCGGACCUGGACAUUCCGUAUUUGCAAGCUACUCAGCUGCCAUUUUUGUCGUUGGUGGAAGUGGUAUAACCUUUGCUCUCGCUGCUUUACAAGACUUGCUCCAGAGAGAUGCUGAAGGCGCGAGUAGAGUCAAGAUUAUCGAAGUGAUAUGGAGCGUCCAGGACCCAUCUUCGUUGACACCACUAAUUCCGCAACUCACGGCCCUAAUCCAGCAAAGUGUAUAUGCUCCUCUGAGAAUUUCAGUACAUUACACGCGCGCUUCUGCUUCUCCUGAACUAAACAAAGAGUUCCUUCCACCUGGCUUAUCUCUCAGCGCAGGUCGCCCCAAGACUGCAAAGGUGCUGGACGCUGUGAUCUCGCAAGCAGUGUCUUACGGAUCUGGUGUAAAAGCCUCUAUGGAUAUCACGGGCGUUGUCGUGGCAGUGUGUGGGCCAGUCGGGCUCGGUGAUGAAGUCUCGGGUAUUAUUGCACAGGUUGACGCUGGCAGGAGAUGGGCCGUUGGAGGCAUUGAAUUACAUGAAGAAGUUUUUGGGUGGUAA
Messenger RNA from Serpula lacrymans var. lacrymans S7.9, 1833 nucleotides. RefSeq lists its product as uncharacterized. NCBI's taxonomy places the organism in Eukaryota, Fungi, Basidiomycota, Agaricomycetes, Boletales, Serpulaceae. Bases 1 to 1833 code for a protein of 610 amino acids. Gene Ontology annotation, cellular component: plasma membrane. The record is from RefSeq and is a predicted model, not a curated record. The transcript is spliced from 8 exons. Gene Ontology annotation, biological process: intracellular iron ion homeostasis; iron ion transport; copper ion import. Gene Ontology annotation, molecular function: ferric-chelate reductase activity.